ACGAAACACAAAGCGUUCGGCAAUAUUUGCGCUUAAAAUUUGCUGCUGCUUCCCGCUAUUCUCCAUGUGUAACAAGUCAUUCUGACAGUCACUGAUGGCGGAGUCAACGGAACCUCUGUCUGUGAGCUCCGUUGAUGUGGAUUCCAACUUAAUGGUGCCUCAGGUGCUCAAAGCCAAGAUAAUGCUGUGGACAGAUGUGAGCUACAAGGACAUGGAAGAGCUGGAGAAGCUGCAGUCUAUCCCGGAUUUGGAAAGUGCCUUGUGUCGUUUGUUUGAAAUCAACAUUCCUGAGCCAAAGAGAGAGAUCCUCCUGGAGCUGUACGUCCAGACUGUGCAGUUCUGCCGGCAGCAUAACUUCAAAAAGGAGCAAACCUCUGCCAUGUUGUCUAUUGUCAAGCAUAUUCACAAGGCCAACACAGAGACUCCACUCAACAACAUUGAACAGUGUUUCGAGUACAGCCAGGAGCUUAUUCUCUGUCACUCUAUCAGGCGGCCCCCGUUCAGCAUCAACCUGUUCAGUUUAAAAGAGGCGACCAGUAUCUUAGAGUACAUCCACAGCAACUACAUUAGACACUACAAACUCUACAAACACAUUUUUACUCCAGAGGUUUCUCUAGAUCUGCGCCCAUCUUACUCUGGGAUUCCUAAGGAGGAGGAGGAGGAGGAAGCAGCUAUGGACAACAUAUGUUGCUGAUAUGAUGCCGAGGGACACAUGCACUGCAUGACAUUUGAACACGUCCUAAACAAAGUCCACUCAUUAUUAAAGUAUCUUAAGUGUAAUAACAGGUGAUUGUGAGGGUGUAUGCAAAUGCAAAUAUGUAUAUGCUUGGUUGAAAAAAACAACAAAAAAAACAAAACAGAAAUAAAUCUAUAAAUCUAUUAUUUGUAUUUUACUUUAUGCUUUCCUUUUCUCGAUUAUGUUGUUAUUCAGAAAAGUUAUUAAGAAAGACUGUGAGUCUCAGAUCAUCAUCAUAUGAAAUAGCUGGAGUGCAGAAGGGACGGAAAGCUUUAUCUUGACUUGUCAUACUGUGCUUCUGUCCACGGACAGGUCAUGGAUCACAUAUUGACUGAGCUAAAUGCAUUAUGAGGGGAGACCAAGUUGUUUAGAGGUAACCCAUAAACCCAAUGUCUUCCAAUAUCCGACAUCUAAUCUAAAUUAAUACUCAUGUUAAAUAUUCCAAAUGGACAGCAGAGGGCAGUAGCGCUACACAGUUCCUACAAGACACACAAGUGCCAAGAAGAAAAGGCCACGGCAUGGAAUGAAUGAGAGAACCUUCAAAAUGGAAAUCCAAAUGUUGUUACCAUACAGUAGUCACAUGACAGUUGAUUCAUAACAGUGAUUCAACUGUAUACUGCAUUUUAUAAAAAUCAAAACAACCAUUAUCUGCCUGUUUUAACCACAACUGGACGCCAUAUGGAUGCGUCAUCUGAAGCAGUUCAUUAAAAGAUAUUCAUUUGUAAAUAGACUUGAGUGAACAGUUUUAUUCAGUUCAAUGUCUUUAUUCACCAUGUUAAAUUCCACACCAUAACAUGAAUGUAUGUUAUUUAUGUUGAAUGUACUUGAUGAAGUUAAUUUAUGGUGCAAGUGGGGAAUAGUGGUUAUUUUUGUUCCAAUGUCUUCGCAGCAGUCGCAGCUGAUUUUCAAAAACAUGUGCAGGUUUAUAGUAACAUGGAGCUGCAGCAGUGUCCUACAACCACUGCAUACCUGAUAAUACAGUCAU
Molecule: messenger RNA, 1721 nt
Organism: Synchiropus splendidus (mandarinfish)
Lineage: Eukaryota; Metazoa; Chordata; Actinopteri; Syngnathiformes; Callionymidae
Gene: cfap119
Product: cilia and flagella associated protein 119
Exons: 7
Coding region: 95-694 (199 amino acids)
Source: RefSeq, a predicted model, not a curated record